AUGCAGGCGCUGGGCAGCAUGCUCGAAGAUGUGCAAAGCAGGGGGAGGAUAGUGGACAACAUCCCUGCUGGCAUACUCUUGCACGAAAUCUUAGAGGAGGAUGAGGAAGCGACGGUGGAGUUGCAGCAGCAGCAGCAGCUCCUUGCCCUGCGAGUGUUGGAUGGCCUGGGAAGGAACUCGUGCUUCUCCGAUCAUCCCGACAGCUCAAGGAUAACCGUCGCGCUCCUUGCUGCCCUCGCGGCCUUCCAACCGCCCGGUGCCUCGUCCUCGUCCUCCUUCCAGGAGGCUGUUGCGGCAAAGGCAGCGGAGACUGUGGCGAGAAUCAGCAUGAAGAGAAGCGCAGCGAUGGCGCUGCUACUCACCGGGAGGAUGGAAGAGAUUCUGAUAGAGCUGGUAAGGAUUGCGGAAGGAAAGAGAGCAAGGACGCGAGCUCAGUACGCUAUCGUGGUCCUGCUGUCGCAUCCGGAAGUGAGUGAGGAGGCGGCCAAGGGGAAAGAGCUGUUCGAUGGGCUGCUGGAGCAAGUGAGGGAGCAGCUGGUCGGUGAUGGAAAUGGGAGGACGGGAGGAGCGAGAAGUGAUGGAAGUGGAGCCGAAGGAUCGGACGAGGCAGCAGGAGCCAUGGUGGGUAUCGUCAGCUCUGCUGGAGGGAUGCAGCGAUUGGCAGCUUCACUCUCGCUGGGGAGCAUUCUGAUCCGGCUUGUUGUCAUGCUUGCUUCCUCCGAUGACGAAAACCAGGAUGCUGCUGUCGCCUUGCAAAGCCUCCUCGUGCUCGAUGCUGCCAGACGGCACCUGACGAGGAUCCUGCAUUGGCUUCUCUUGAGGAUGAAGCAGUCGGAAGGACAAGUCGAGGAGACGCGAGCAGACGACGACGCUGCUGGCGAGGAGCUGAGACAACGCUUGUCAAUCUCGAGAGGAGACGCGGCUGUGGUGCUAGGAAGGGUGCUGGAGGAUGUCAGAAGCAGCAGGGAUCUGCUGGUGAACUCGCAGGCUUCGGUUGCAAGAGCAGCUGUCGACUUGUUUCUCACCUCCUCCUCAACCUCCUCCAUGCUUGACGCUGCCUAUCUGCUUGGAGUAGUUCUUGACAGCGAGGAAGAAGUGACAAGGCUGUGCGAAGAGGAGUUGACAGAAGUGACACGGCGCCUUCUCGACCUUUCGGCGGCUCACGCUGCGGCUUCUUAUCGCCCUCUUGCCAGUCUCUCGCGUCGUGCCCCCGCUCGUCGCAUGCUCUCAGCCUCCUCCCUGGUCUCUCGCGCUCGCGUGCUGGUCGAGGGCUCCUUUGCUCAAGUCCCUGCUGGUCCUGCUGACCGACGCCUGCUGGUUUCUAUCCCUUGGGUGGAAGAUGACUUGCUGAGGGAGUCGGAGGAGCGGGUGGGAGGGUUGCAAGCAGCAGCGAUCAUGAGGAGCGGGGGAUUGACCGUAACCCUCGAGGAGCCUCCUGACAAGCAACGCGAGCAGACUGAACAUGUUGAAACUUCUCCUACAUCCCUGUGGUUCGGUGAGUCGAGAAUUUCAGCGUUUCUCACCUGA
Guillardia theta CCMP2712 is the source of this 1527-nucleotide messenger RNA. RefSeq lists its product as hypothetical. The coding region runs from base 1 to 1527 and encodes 508 amino acids. Lineage: Eukaryota; Cryptophyceae; Pyrenomonadales; Geminigeraceae. The record is from RefSeq and is a predicted model, not a curated record. The transcript has 8 exons.